AUGAGUCAACAAACCGUCCAUGACCAUGCACUUGAUUGGAUUGAGGCUGCGGAGUCAUGGCUCAAUUCCUCGACUAAUCAGCCUCCUCAAUCCUGGGACACCUUGGCGACUCACUGUCUCUUGCUAAUUGCGAAGCGUGCAAAUUAUAUCCAGGAGGGUUCUUUCUGGACAUACACCGGGGCACUGGUCCGGUGGGCUAUGGCAGCAGGAUAUCACCGUGAAUAUCCAUCGACAGAGAGAACAUCACUCUACGACCGGGAGAUGCGUCGGCGCUUGUGGAUGACAAUCGUUGAGCUCGAUAUCCAGGCCGCUGUGGAAAGGGGGAUGCCCCCAAGCAUCAGAGCGGAAGAUUUUAACAUAAUUUCACCGCUGAAUAUCGACGAUGACAAGCUCCAGGAAUCAGGCCAAGAUUUCCUGGAAAGUAUGCCGCUCGCUACAUUCACGGAAGCGUCUUUCCAGGUCCAUAUGUACCGCUCUCUGCCUAUCAGGUUGAAAGUGUGUGCAUUCGUCAAUGGAUGUACGGAGCAAAAUGAUUUUGACCGGGUCUUACACCUUGGGGAGGGGCUAGAAAAAGCACUCCAGGAUAUUCCAGAAUGGAGCAAUUUCCGAGACAAUCCGCGACAGCAGCAGACUAUGUUGUACGUGAAGAGAUUACUGAAUAUUUACUUGCACCAGUAUGCACUCUUGUUGCAUAUACAGUUUGCAAUCCAAGCCACGCCAUCAUUCAAAUCUACAAUCUGCCGACGUGCAAGACUGGAUGCAUCUUUGAAGGCUCUUGACCAUUACCAAAAGCUCAUACAGGAUGGAAACGUACCGGAACAAGCUUGCAAGCCCGGCUUGGUGCUUGCUGCACUGAGUAUCUGCCAUGAAAUUUACACAACCUUUGGACCUCAAGCUACAAUGACAAUCUUGCCCCAAAUCUCGACAUUUCUCGUGACCACUGUUGAGCAGGUACUACCGAUUUUAGAAAAGAGGCUCGACUUGACAUUUCACGGAUUAAACGAAUAUUACCUCCUCAGUAUGGUAAUUGGAUUAGUCAAGUCCAAGCUGUGGCCAGAGUCAUGCGCAACGUCCGACAAAGAGGCAGCAGAUAGAGUGAUCCGCAUCUGCACAAUACUGCAGACGCGACGGGCAGCCAUCCAGUCAGACCACUCUCUGCUAGGUUCAAUCGAUAAUGGAAUUUCACGUGGGCUUCACUUACCAGAGGAUGCAAGCUGUAUGCUCCACGACGGCGCGACUGAACUACUCGGCUCAAUGGUAUGUAACUGGUUCCUGAGAUUUCGACGUGUUGCAGCCACUGACGAAGAUCGGACAGUUCUCAGAGGAUUUGGGAUUUUUUAA
Molecule: messenger RNA, 1341 nt
Organism: Penicillium soppii
Lineage: Eukaryota; Fungi; Ascomycota; Eurotiomycetes; Eurotiales; Aspergillaceae
Product: fungal specific transcription factor domain-containing protein
Exons: 3
Coding region: 1-1341 (446 amino acids)
Biological process (GO): DNA-templated transcription; regulation of transcription by RNA polymerase II
Cellular component (GO): nucleus
Molecular function (GO): zinc ion binding; DNA-binding transcription activator activity, RNA polymerase II-specific; RNA polymerase II cis-regulatory region sequence-specific DNA binding
Source: RefSeq, a predicted model, not a curated record